Suncus etruscus (white-toothed pygmy shrew) is the source of this 786-nucleotide messenger RNA. Its product is annotated as non-histone chromosomal protein HMG-17-like. The transcript has a single exon. Gene Ontology annotation, cellular component: nucleus; chromatin. NCBI's taxonomy places the organism in Eukaryota, Metazoa, Chordata, Mammalia, Eulipotyphla, Soricidae. Gene Ontology annotation, molecular function: nucleosomal DNA binding. Bases 12 to 284 code for a protein of 90 amino acids. Gene Ontology annotation, biological process: chromatin organization. The record is from RefSeq and is a predicted model, not a curated record.
ACGCCGCCACCAUGCCCAAGAGAAAGGCUGAAGGGGAUGCUAAAGGAGACAAAGCCAAGGUGAAGGACGAACCACAGAGAAGGUCUGCAAGGUUAUCAGCUAAACCUGCUCCUCCAAAGCCAGAGCCCAAGCCUAAAAAGGCCCCUGCAAAGAAGGGAGAGAAGGUACCCAAAGGGAAAAAGGGUAAAGCUGAUGCUGGCAAGGAUGGAAAUAAUUCUGCAGAAAACGGAGAUGCCAAAACAGACCAGGCACAGAAAGCUGAAGGUGCUGGAGAUGCCAAGUGAAGUGUAUGCAUUUUUGAUAACUGUGUACUUCUGGUGACUGUACAGUUUGAAAUACUAGUUUUUAUUAAGUUUUAUAAAAAUGCAAAAUUUUGUUUUACUUUUUUUUUUUUUUUUUUUUUUAAGCUAUGUUGUUAGCACACAGAACACUUCAUUGUUGUGUUUGGGGAAGGGCAUAAGUCACAAAUAGAAAGUCUUCAAAGCUAGACUGCCCUAGGGAGAAAUUAUUUUCCCCGCCAGUUUUGAGGCUUCCUCUUGAUUCCCAAGAGGAGGGAUUCCUUGAUGUUGACACAUUUACCACCUUGGCACCCAAUGCCAUGUGGUGUGGAAAAACUAAAAUGGGUUUUGAUGUCCUGUCUCCCUCUCUGCCUUCAGCAUAGACUCGACUCCCUUAAACCCAGAGAGACCUGUUGAUCCUGGACUCCCAAAAAGUGAUUAUCAGGAUGUUAGGGCUGGACUUGAGAGCCCCCACUGAGGCAGCAGCCCUCAAAGUAAAACGGUUUCC